UAUUCUUUUUUUUUUUUUUUUAAUCAUAAAGUUGAAAAUAGCGUAGCUAGUGAACUUAUUUCCCGAUUUGCAUACAAAGCCAGGUAAUAUUGUGUACGUAUAGGUUCUAAAGCGUGAAUGACGUGAUAAUUUUAACUUUAUCGCCGACAGCUUCAUCACUCAACAAAGAGGAAAUAAGCGGCAACAUGUUCUCAAUAAACGCUGUUGCUAGGGCAACCGUAAACCACAAUAAACAAGCAUUUCUCAAGUUGCCAAGGAAUAUGCGAGGGAUUAGAUAAUUUCGGCCUUGGGGACCGCGUUGGAACGUUUUGUACAUCCAUAUUAUGAUAAAGUUGGAACGGAUUCUCUUUGCCGCGACCGCUCAUUCAUGAGAGGAGAACUUUAAACCCGCUCUUUGACUUCACUUCCCUAGUUUGAGGGAAAAAAGACAUUUCAACGAGCUUAAUUUAAAACUUUUCAAGACACCCUUGGGGAUGAGACAGGUUUUCAUUGUAUAGAAUAAGAACACGUGUAAUGCAAGCGACAGCAUUAUCAUUCAUACACGUGUGUUCACUUAGCCUAAAUAUUUAAUCGAUGGAAAAAUUACGCAUUUGGUGUUCCCAGGGUAUAGGGGUGUAGUUAAUUACCUGCAAAUCCCACACCAUCACUGAGAUUUACUGAUGCUAAAAAAUGUUUUCAUAAAUAUAAAUUGUCCAUCUGCUCAAAAUGUACAGCCCAGUGUCUCUGCAAGACACGAUUUAGUUGUCGCAAAAAUCCCAGGGUGAAUGGUCAAGUCUUUUAUCUCGCAGUGGGCUGUUCUCUUCCGCAUGGCAUCAGUUUGUGGGCGCCUCUCGAGCUGCCUACAAUACUGCUAUUGAGUAGCUGCCUAUGAAACCAUAAAACGGGCGAUGCAAAUAAGGCGGACAGGACUGCAUUAUCUGCCCUUGACAGGCGCGUCUCGUCAUCUCGCCUCGUGCGUACAGGACUUUCUUUCUUUCUUUUUUUUUUACUGGUGAUAUGGUGGAAAUGUGCAGCGCACCCCGUGCGGCGAGGAUCACCAGAGCCUCCGAGAAACUCCCUCGCUGACACUUUCACUCGUCACUGUUCUUAACAAGUCGCCGCUACUGCCGGCCCUCGCGCGAAGUCAGCGCGCCGCAAAGGACCUUAACCACUGUUCGAUACUGGGUUUGGUUAGCAUCUGCACCGGUGGUUAGGAGACAGGUGGUUCAUUUUUCUUCUGUUGUAUUUUGGUGUUCAGCGCGGGAUACAUUUUUUUUGGCCGACGUACCCAAGACACUCCGUGGAGCAUGGGUGCGAUAACGACGAUGCCAGUCUUAUUUUUUGUCUGCGCUUCUCUCCUCUUCUGUCUCUGUGACUCGGCAGAGAUGCAAGUAAUUGACAUGCUGGCGCUCAGCGAUGCUAAGCAGAGCGUGUCGGUGGUGGAGAAGGUGUCGGGGGCCAUGAACACGCUCAGCGAUAUCUACAUCGUCUCCACGUUUCGCCUCCCGCCCAAACUGGGCGGCGUCCUGCUCGGCUUUUACGACAAGCAGGACAACAAGAAGUACCUGGAGCUCGCCAUCAUGGGCAAGAUCAACAAAGCUCUGGUGCGGUACGUACGGAGUGACGGGAAGCUCCACACAGUUAGCCUGCAGAAUGUGAACCUGGUUGAGGGCCAAUCCCAUUCGCUCAUCCUCCGGGUGGGCGGGCUUCGCCGGGACAACCUCCACCUAGAGCUCUACUUCAACUGCCGAUUGGCUGACUCCAGCCAGGGCCUCCCCUCAUUGGUCCAGCUCCCAUCGGACCCGGAGUCUGUUGACAUUCGCAACGGCUACAAAGCCUACGCCAGGCUGCAGGGUUCAGUGGAAACUCUGAAGAUGGCUCUUGGCGGCUCAGUGGCUCAAGCAGGAGUUCUGUCUGACUGCCCGUUCCAGGGAGACUCCUUACAGCACAACACAUUGAAUGGUGAUGUGAACUCCAUUCUGGGUGAUCACACGAAGGCCCUGAUUGGCCAGCUGAUCAUCUUCAACCAGAUCCUGGGGGAACUGAGGCAGGACAUCAGAGAACAGGUGAAAGAGAUGUCUCUGAUCAGAAACACCAUACUGGAGUGCCAAGUGUGUGGGUUCCACGAGCCGCGGUCGCGCUGCACGCCCAGCCCCUGCUACAAGGGGGUGCACUGCAUGGAGACCUUCGACUACCCGGGGUACCGCUGCGGGCCCUGCCCCGAGGGCACCCACGGGAACGGGACCCACUGCCGGGACAUCGAUGAGUGCUCUCUAGCCAUGCCCUGCUUCACCCCAUCUGCGUGUGUGAACGUGGCAAAGGGCUUCUCCUGUGAGCCGUGCCCCCCAGGGCUCACGGGCCCCCCCCUCAGCGGGAUAGGAGUGGAGUAUGCCAAGAGUCACAAACAGGAGUGUAUGGACGUGGACGAGUGCAUUGAGGGCGCGUGCGUGCCCAACUCUGUGUGCAUCAACACUGUGGGCUCGUACAGGUGCGGCCAGUGUAAAGUGGGUUUCUACGGUAACCAGACGGUCGGCUGUUUCCCGUGGCGAUCGUGCGACUCGCUGGGCUUCAACCCCUGCGACAUCAACGCCCACUGCGUCAUCGAGCGGAACGGGGACCUGACCUGCAGGUGUAAUGUGGGCUGGGCAGGUAACGGGAACACCUGUGGUCCAGACACAGAUAUUGACGGGUACCCUGACGAGUCUCUCCCCUGCAUCGACAACGACAAACACUGCAAACCGGAUAACUGCAUGAACACGCCCAACUCGGGGCAGGAGGACGCCGAUAACGACGGGAUCGGGGACCAGUGCGACGAGGACGCUGACGGAGACGGGAUCAAGAAUGUGGAGGACAACUGCCGGCUCAUUCCCAACAAGGACCAGCAGAACUCGGACACGGACUCCUUCGGGGACUCCUGUGACAACUGCCCCAACGUGCCCAACAUCGACCAGAAGGACACGGACGGGAAUGGCGAGGGGGACGCCUGCGAUAACGACAUCGACGGAGAUGGAAUUCCAAACGUUCUGGACAACUGCCCCAGAGUCCCCAACCCCAUGCAGACUGACCGGGACGGGGACGGGGUGGGGGACGCCUGUGACAGCUGCCCCGAAAUCAGCAACCCAAUGCAGACAGACAUUGAUAAUGACCUUGUGGGUGACUCGUGCGACACCAACAAUGACAUGGACGGCGACGGUCACCAGGACACCCGCGACAACUGCCCGGACGUGCCCAACAGCUCCCAGCUGGACUCCGACAACGACGGCAUCGGCGACGAGUGCGACGAGGACGACGACAACGACGGGAUUCCGGACUUCGUCGGGCCCGGGCCGGACAACUGCCGGCUCAUCAUCAACCCCAACCAGAAGGACUCCAACGGAAACGGCGUGGGCGACGUGUGCGAGGAGGACUUCGACAACGACACGGUAAUGGACGUGUUCGACGUCUGUCCGGAGAGCGCCGAGGUCACGCUGACCGACUUUCGGGCCUACCAGACCAUCGUCCUGGACCCGGAGGGCGACGCCCAAAUCGACCCCAACUGGGUGGUGCUCAACCAGGGCAUGGAGAUUGUCCAGACCAUGAACAGCGACCCAGGCUUGGCUGUGGGCUACACGGCCUUUAACGGGGUGGACUUCGAGGGCACGUUCCACAUCAACACGGUGACCGACGACGACUACGUGGGCUUCAUCUUCGGCUACCAGGACUCGUCCAGCUUCUACGUGGUGAUGUGGAAGCAGACGGAGCAGGCCUACUGGCAGUCCAUCCCCUUCCGGGCCGUCGCCCAGCCCGGCCUGCAGCUGAAGGCGGUGAAGUCGCGGACGGGUCCCGGCGAGUUCCUGCGGAACGCCCUGUGGAACACCGGCGACACCCCGGGCGAGGUGAAGCUGCUCUGGAAGGACCCCCGAAACGUGGGCUGGAGGGACAAGACCUCCUACCGCUGGCAGCUCAUCCACAGGCCCCAGGUGGGCUACAUCAGGGUGAAGCUGUUCGAGGGGCCGGCGUUGGUCGCCGACUCGGGGGUGCUGAUGGACACCACCAUGCGGGGCGGGAGGCUGGGCGUGUUCUGCUUCUCCCAGGAGGCCAUCAUAUGGUCCAACCUGCGCUACCGAUGCAACGACACUGUUCCCGAAGACUUUGACCGCAGAAAGGCCAUGAUGGACUUAAAGGUGUAAUGAGAGAGACGGGGGGAGAGCUGGCUGUUUGCGUCUCUGUCAAAGCGUGUGUGUGUGUGUGUGUGUGUGUCUAUGUGCAUGUCUGUGUGUAGGCAUGUGUGUGUGUGUGUGUGUGUGUGCGUGGAAAUUGGGGCUGCCAUCAACUGCCAAAUUUUUUGUCACCAGAUUUAGACUUUUUAUGGUGUACCAGCAAUGCAUACACACAAGCUGUUAAGAUUUUUGUCUUUAAUUUUGUAAUUUGUUUCAAAUUGUAUGCGUUUGUCAUACCAGAAAGCCACCAAGUUCUGAGAACAGGCAGAAUUAAAGCUAAAUUUCCCUCUGAAAAGCCUCCAGCCAAAUUUCAAGUAAAAACAAUUAUUGCAGGGCAAUCUGGUGACUGUGUGUCGUCCGUAGGUCUUUUGCAUCAUUGUGGGGUCUGGUGAGUGUGUGUGUGCCUGUUGUGUGUGUGUGUGUGUUGUCGGUGUGUGGGGAGAGGGAGGGCAGGACAGGGAGAGGAAUCGCCCUUUUUAUGCCAUCUCUGUCCCCUUUCCGUGGAACGGAGGAGACGGAGGAAGAAGCCAAAGAGAAGACUAUAAGCUUUUUUUCCAAAAUGGCCGACAAGAGGCUGCAUAGUGCAGUCUCUGUCCCCAUAUCACUCUGUGGGAAUGAUGUGUGUGUGUGUGCGUGUGUGUGCGUGUGUGUGUGUGCGUGCGUGUGUGAAUGUGUGUGUACAUGUGUGUGUGUCUGUCUGUCUUGAAGUUACUGGCAUGGCCAUACAUUCAAGGGAUACUGUCUGUUCACUCCUAAAGGUGCUAACCUUUCUGUCGGGUUAUCUUUGUCACCUCAGACCUUCAAAAGUGAAAGAAACAAAUAUAAUUAGUAAGCGAGUUAUGCUAAAACAAGUAACCUGACUGAAGGCACGCUGUGUAGUCAAAAUUGGAGUCCACUUUAGAUGCAUUCGUCCAAAGCUUCUGGUACCGGUUCUGUCUUGGUACCUAAUGUCUGGAUUCUGGGCGUCAGAACUGUGGAGCUCUGUGUACUUUAAGAUCGAUACGGCGAAGGCCAAGAUGUGCGCUCCGAUACACAUAUGUUGUAAAAACACAGUGUCAGAUAAAUAUUACAACCCAAUUUGUCCCUGGGUCUGUGUGCUUUUGUUUUAUAUAUGAAUUUGGGUGUACAUGCAUUCUUGAGUAUACACUACAGGCUUCUGAGUCAUCGGCCGCUAAUUAAAUAUGAAAUAAAGAACUGAUAACCACGGUG
This is a messenger RNA of Anguilla anguilla (European eel), 5387 nucleotides long. RefSeq names its product thrombospondin-3a-like. Bases 1287 to 4148 code for a protein of 953 amino acids. The transcript has 23 exons. Gene Ontology annotation, biological process: cell adhesion. NCBI's taxonomy places the organism in Eukaryota, Metazoa, Chordata, Actinopteri, Anguilliformes, Anguillidae. Gene Ontology annotation, molecular function: heparin binding; calcium ion binding. Gene Ontology annotation, cellular component: extracellular region. The record is from RefSeq and is a predicted model, not a curated record.